Molecule: messenger RNA, 1031 nt
Organism: Musa acuminata AAA Group (dessert banana)
Lineage: Eukaryota; Viridiplantae; Streptophyta; Magnoliopsida; Zingiberales; Musaceae
Exons: 1
Coding region: 151-654 (167 amino acids)
Source: RefSeq, a predicted model, not a curated record
UAGUUCCCAUGUUGUCGACAUGAAAAGGUCUUCUUCCCCGCAUCAACCCAUCAAACUCGGAUCACCUUUCUAUCCCAAAGUCUGCAGCCACGAAUCAUCAGAAGGAUCACUUCCUUGGUGGCUACUUCCCUGUAUUCUUCAAAUCCCAGCAUGGAUUCACCUUCAAGAUCCCACCUUUUUGGUGAUUCAACUCACAAAACCUUGUUGGGAUUCCUCCUGUUCCUGUCCCUGGCCCCAUCAUUUGCAGAGACCCAGAUUUCCGACGAGCUGACCGCCUACCAGAUGCUGGAGAAGUAUGAUUUCCCCAAAGGGAUCCUCCCACAGGGCGCGCAGAGCUACGUCCUGAACCGAGACGGGAGCUUUGAGGUGUAUCUCAGCGGCGACUGCGAGUUCGAGGUCACCGGGGGCUACUUGUUGCAAUACAAGAGAAGAAUCACCGGCACGGUGGGCAUGGGGUCGUUGACCAACUUGCGAGGCGUCCGGGUGAAGGUCCUCCUUCUGUGGUUCGGAAUCAAUGAGGUGGUGAGGAGCGGCAACGAGCUCAAGUUCUACGUCGGCCCGCUGUCGGCGUCCUUCGGCUUGUCCAACUUCGAGGAGUGUCCCAGCUGCCGCUGCGGCUUCGACUGCGCCGACGCCAUGGUCUCUGAUUCUUAGCAUACUGGUGUUGGUGCGCAUGGAGCAUCUCGGACCUCUGUCUCUGCUCUAACUCUGGAUUCCAUGGAUGUGUGGGGAUGAUGGUUUAAUCUCUUCGACCUCGAAUAAUUGCACAUUGUGCUUCGGUUGAAACAUCGCCUCAUGCCGAAUCAUGUAGUUGGAAGUGUUUAGGACUUGUGUUCUCCGUUGUUGUAGCUUGGUGAUGAAGAGAUUGGAGUUGGAUCACUCUUCUAAGCUCAACUUCAAGCAAGAUUGUAUUAAGAAUGAUUUGAACUUUGAUGUGAAUGUUGGGCAUCAAGUAUUAUGCUUUCUUGGUCUGUGUUUGAUUAUAUUUCUUUUGAUCACAGAUACAACCAUACGUUUCAGAGGCAGUAAAA